AUGAAUUUCUGCGCCAUUGCCAUGGAUAGCUUGGUACGGGCUUCGUCCCUACAUCUACACAUUGUAUUUAUGCACGUGCACAUAUUCGGAACUAAUCAAUCUGAAAAAGAUGCGAGACCGAAUCUAACACUGCGUGGUUUCGAAGCAAUUGAUGAUAUUAAAUCUCAAAUAGAAAGAGCCUACCCAGGAAUUGUAUCCUGUGCAGAUAUUCUAGAAUUAGCUGCUCCUGAUGCUUUUUCUUUUCCUAUACCCAUGUGGGAUGUGCUCACUGGUAGAAGAGAUGGUAUGGUCUCUCUUAUAUCUGAC
Molecule: messenger RNA, 306 nt
Organism: Olea europaea var. sylvestris
Lineage: Eukaryota; Viridiplantae; Streptophyta; Magnoliopsida; Lamiales; Oleaceae
Product: peroxidase 24-like
Exons: 3
Biological process (GO): response to oxidative stress
Cellular component (GO): plasmodesma; plant-type cell wall
Molecular function (GO): heme binding; peroxidase activity
Source: RefSeq, a predicted model, not a curated record